This is a messenger RNA of Plasmodium knowlesi strain H, 5238 nucleotides long. RefSeq names its product conserved Plasmodium protein, unknown function. Lineage: Eukaryota; Apicomplexa; Aconoidasida; Haemosporida; Plasmodiidae. The coding region runs from base 1 to 5238 and encodes 1745 amino acids. The record is from RefSeq and is a predicted model, not a curated record. The transcript has 6 exons.
AUGAUAAAAAAGAUACUGAACAACCUGAACACCUCAAAUGAAGAAAAGGAUGAGAAUUUUAGCCACAGCGAAAAUAUUUUAAGCCUAAUCGAAGGAAUAAUCAUUCACGAAAAUUCCUACUGGAAAUAUGUGAACAUACUAAACGAAUUAACAACGUUAUGUUAUGAAGAUCCAGUGAAUUUUCGGAAAUUUUUUUUUGUAAAAAAUGAAAAUGUCGAAGAACAGAAGAAGAAGGCCAACCAAAUAUUUGACAGAAUAUUAAUUAUCCUUGAAAAAUAUGAAGAUGCAAGGAGCACAUUUCUUUGCGCAAUUGCCAAGUUAAUAUUUAUCAAUGCCUUCGAUCUGAACGUCGAAAUUUUACGUACCUUCUGUGACUUGGCGUACAAUGAGGAAUACAAGUAUGACGUGCUCUCCGUCUUUGAGGAAAUCGUGGCUGCGGCGAUGUUGAAUUCGGCCGAGAAGGAAACGCUGAAGAAUAUUUUCAGAGGACUACAACACAUGCCAAGGGAUAAAGCGGUCGCUAGAAGCUUCACAAGUUGCAUACAUAAGGUCAUCAAGCUCCUGCGGGAUUCCUUUGAUGAGCACAUCUUGACAUUCCUGUCCGUGGCAACGUUGGAUCGGCACAACUGCCUAAUAGCAUACGACGAGGGACUACUGAAGAUUCUCACCACGGAGAUGACCAAACGGGAGGAAGACAGUUUUGAGGAGGCGCCACCCCACCUAGAGAUGGUGUACCGAAUUGUACAGCAACUAUGUGGAAACCAUGUUAAGCUAUGCGCAAUUCUGGUAAAGGAAAAAAUGCACUUAAAUUUUUACUUUAAAAAAAUCAAGGAAAUAAUAAAAAAAGAUUUUAUGAGUCAUUUUGAAAAGAAGAAAUCCAUCUUUUGCAAUAUAAUUCUCCAUACGAUAAAUAAUAUUUGCGCAUUUGAGAAGGAAAUUCUAUUUGAGUUGUGCAAUUCUCACCACUUCAUCGAUCUGCUUCUAAUUGGUAUUAAAAUGGAGAUGAGCAAUCCAUAUUUUUUAAGCGCAAGUUUGGCUGGGUUAUUACUAGUAUUAAAAAAUGAAGAGCUGUACAAAAAGAACAUUGAGUAUAUCUUAGAGAACACCAAGGAUCUGAAAAUAGUGUUACCGUUUUUGUUUGGACAGAAAUAUAACUCCAUGCUUCGUUACUACCACAAAACAGAUGAGCAGGUGGAAAUAUAUUUACACGAUAUCGUCAAGAACACUCUUGAUAUUUUUGCGUUCUUUUUUAUGAAGGAUGUAGAUAAAUUCACCAUGAAGGUGAAGAGGGGGUUCAGGGACAGCGACAUUAACUACUACUUGCUUGUCUGCCUGGAAAGCAAAAACGAAGAAGUAGUGAUCCGUCUGCUCAGGUGUAUUCACCUCAUCCCAUUCGACGACUGCAAGUCUAUUGAGUUCCAUAAAAUAUUCUUCCUCCUCCGUGAAAAGGAAAUCACUCUGAACGAAAAAUGGAAGGAAAUCUACUACUACUGCGUCAAGAUAUACAUGAAGGUAAUAAAAAAUGAGGAAAUCUCCAAAAUUGUGAAGCAGUACAAAUUCGAAGACACCCUCACGGGCAUUCUACGCAUCAUGAAUCAGUUCCUCCUGAGGGCCGUUAUCCUGCACAGAAAAAACGAUUUUGUGAUAUUAAAAGGAAGGAAAGGAAUUCCGGGGAGGUUAGGUGAAUAUGUAGGUGGUGAUGUGGGCUAUGCGGAUUCAGAAGCAUACGCUGCUGUCGAUGCGGAUUAUGGAGAAGUUGACUUGAACAAGAUAACGGUGGAGUUUCUACGCACUUGUUCCAGGUACCCCCCCCUGAGACAUUUCAUGAGAAACAACUCCGUAAGCUAUUACUUUAUAAAUAUCCUAACAAACGAAGACAGCCUAUUCAGCGAAAUAAAUGUAGAUUACGAUAUUUUAAUCGAACGUACGUGGUGUUCCAACAUUGAAAAUGUUUUCAAAGCGUUAGUCAAAAAUAACAUUUCAAAGGAUAAGAAGAUAUGUUUACGCCUUUUAAUCAACAUAGCUGACAUGUUCAGUGGUUACUUUUAUCAGUUCAAGACGGAUACACAUUGUAAUAUAUUCGACUUAUGUACUCUGGAAGAAAAACACUGGAACAGGAAAAAAGUUUUGCAAUAUUUUUACAUGAUGAAUAGCACUGACCUUGAGGAUUAUAAAAAACAGUUGCACACAUUUAUCAAUUCUUAUAUGACAAAUUUGUACACUCUGUUGAACUUGUUCGUUGAAAAAAAUAUUUUCUCCGAAUUGAAGAAAGAACAACGAGAAAAUUACUUCCCAGGGGUACUCAAAUUUAACAAAUUGAAAUAUGAAAAAAAAAUAUCGAAAUUAAAAUUAAAGGAAAAGCAUAUCAGAUCAAAAAUUUUACCUGAACAAAUGGAGAGAAGAGAUAACAAGUCAGGUACUCAUCUCUUUGAUGAGCUACAAAGUAUAAAGAACAAAAAGAAAAAACUCUUUUUGUGGCUACACAAUAAUAACUUCCAGCAAACAUUUGACAUCACCCUCGUGGAUGAUGACAUUGAGUGUAACCUUGAGCAUAUGUUCGAAAUGCCCAAAGUGGUGAAGAAAAAAAAAAACAUACGCCCUGGAAGAGGAAAUGUCUACCUCGGAAAAAACCAUCCUGAUGUUACAAUUUUGAAAAGGGAAUCACCAGAUGGGUUUCUGGAAGACUCACUCGGGGGGAAUAUCAAAGGUGUCAACAAUGGUGAAAGUCAAAUGGAAGGGAAAAUAGAACGAACGGGUAAUUUAUCCCCCCAGGGUGUGCAAUUUGAUGAUAAUAAGGAAAUUCGUGGGAGGAGCUCCUCUACAAGUGAACCAUCCUACGGUGAUGAUGAAUCUUCAGCCUCCUCCCUCGCAAAGGAAAAUCCAAACGAAACUGUCUUAGACAAAAUCGCCUGCGAACUCCUUUCCUUUGACAAGGAAAAAAUUUACGACCAGAAGACUAGCCAAUUAAACAUACUUCUAUUUAGCAAAAGAGGCCUUUUUGUGAAUUGCAACAAAGGGCAAAUAAAUGUGGCCCAUAUUUUUCACACAUUUUUGCGAAUAUUUUUCAACAUCAUAAUAAAUAGCGUAAACAGUAAUGAACAUUAUCACUACCUCCGAGUGAAGGAAUUUUUUUUAAAGACAUGUGUCCUCAAGACGAUGAUCAACCUUCUAUCGCAGUGCACUUUUUACGACUGUAGCGUAUAUGCCCAUUUCUUCCGUUUGUAUAGCGAAAUUCUGAAGCAAAAUUUGACGGCAAUGGAGUCCAUGGAUAUGUUAAUUUUUUACAACAUUUUUUUCUACUACUGUAAAUUACUGAGUAGAGAAUUUAUUAACAAACUUAUCAAUGAGGAAUAUGCCCUUUCUGAGAAGGAGCAAUAUUUUUACGCAGAAAUUUGCCAUCUUUUUUACUGUUUUACGCAAAAAAUUAUUUAUAUUCAAUUUUCCCAUUACAGCGAAAUUCAAAAAUGGUGUGUGGACUGCUCCUUGUUCUUUUUCUUUUACAAAAAUAAUAUUCUUCUGAUGCUUUAUCUGUUUAUAUACAUUAAUAGCGUCCACCACGGGUCUGUGUACUCCUCCUAUAUAUACCACAAGAAGCAAUUUACCUCUAUUCAUACCAUCUUCUUUUACACGCUCUUCACCCUAUCGUAUUUGAUGUGCUUUUCAAAAAAGUUGAAGUACUUUAUUUUGUACUUUAUCAAUUAUAAGAGAUAUAUUCACAAGGUUCUCUUUAGGAGAUCUGUCCUUCACUCCCUUUUUCUGUACCAGAAGCUUAUAUACGUACGGAUCGUCCUGCAGAAUCAACUAUCUCAGGAGAGGCGAGCCCCUGCGCAGAUUUACCACAUUUCUCCGGUGAUCUACGUGCGGGAGAACGCUGUCGAAUGGUACUUCCUGGCCAUCGGGCUGGACGAGUACUACCUCAUUUAUAUCCCAGACAACUUUGAAGAAAAUAUAAUGGAAGAUAAGGACAUCAAACUAGUAAUUCACUCUGCGAAAAAAUAUACAGACAUAACUAGAAUAUGCUUAAGCAAACAUAGUGAGAACUUCUUCGUCUUCGGUUACAUAAAUCACGAGGACGAUAAGAGCUACGAACUCUAUGACAUAUUCAUAAGUGUUAAUAGACACUUUCGUGAUGAAAUAAUUUCCUAUUCCCAAUUUUUAUCUGGGGGGAGUUUAGAAACGAAGGUGGAUUUGGUGCAAGACACUGUCUUCGCAAAUAACUUGAAAAGGCAUAUGAACAUACGCAACAUUAUUAUAACGUCUUUUGCAUAUAAGGAAGUGAAACCAAGUGAGUACUCUAAAAAGAAGGCAAAGACAAGGGAUAAAAGGAAACACAACCUAGGCAGUGGUGAACAUUUCCAUGGAUUGUCAGAUGAGGGGCUAAAUGAAGAGUCUCUCCAAUCAGAACCAAAUUCUGACACCCGUUAUAGCAAUUCUAGUGGUACAGUGAACCACCAUGAGGAGGCACCAUCUUCUGGAACCGAAUCAAACGAUGAAGAAUUUAACAUUUUUAGGAGAAAUACAAACAGCACAAGAAAGAGGAAACUUUUCUUUUUCGUUUUAACGAAAAACCAUUUAUAUAUUUUUAAAUUAAAUUUUAAAAAAUGGUUAUGUUUAAGUCCAUUCAUCGAUGGAGAAAAGGAUGACAUACACCUUUACGUUGAGUCCAGUCUAGAUAGUGCAGAAGAACCCAUCAGGGGGAAAAAAAUCUUCAAGAAUGAGAAGAUAUAUUUGAAUAAUUUCUUGGGACUCUGUGCAAGUCGUACUGACGAUCAGAACGUUGCAUUUGCCAGGAAGUGUGCAGUACGGAACACCAUCAAACAUGUGUACUCGUCCAACAACACGGAGUACACCAACGAGCAUGUCGUCUUGUCGACAAACACCACAUCCACCGCGCAGAGUGACGAUCAGCGAGACGGUAAUCAAGACGAUCACCGCGGGGAUGGAAGGCUAAUGGGUGCAGAACAUUACUUACAUAACCAGAGGUACCUAUCUGCAAACAAAUCCUUCCUAAAAAUUGUACACAAAUACAAUAACGAAAAUUUAAACAAAAUUAAAUUCGUUAAUAAUUACGAAAGUAUAGUAGCACUCAGCUACAAAGUCAAGAAUGGAGAAUUUCCGGAAAAAAAAAUAAAAAUAAUUAUGUUUGAUGAUUAUACGCGGGAGCUUUGGAAACGUUCUCUGGCAUUUUCGCUCAACAUACAAAUGACUUCCUCGGAGUGGCUACGAAAAUGGACUUAA